Messenger RNA from Rhodofomes roseus, 2425 nucleotides. RefSeq lists its product as uncharacterized. The transcript is spliced from 7 exons. NCBI's taxonomy places the organism in Eukaryota, Fungi, Basidiomycota, Agaricomycetes, Polyporales, Fomitopsidaceae. The record is from RefSeq and is a predicted model, not a curated record. Bases 297 to 2390 code for a protein of 697 amino acids.
GACGUGCCAACCUACAAGCUGCGCCCCAGUCACAUCCACGUCCAUGGUAUCAUCCGACGCGCAAGGGAGCGCCAAUCUCGCUUCGUACCAUUCACGUUAUAGCAGAUUGGCCAGCACAUCGGAUCCGGAAGUCAUCAUUCAUAUCAGUGACGACCUGUCUCCGCUUUUGCACACCCAACAAGGCCUGAGCAGUGACAGCAUAGCAGACUAUCAGACGUGAUGGUAAUGUCGACCCUAACACAAAUGUCCUGGACCAGAAUCCUGCUUCUGCGCCGGAUACGUCUGGCGCGUGGGCUAUGUGCGCCGAAGAGGUCUGGAAACAUGAAGAAGCCACAAUUCAAAACUGGAAGGAAGAGAUUGACACGAUGCUGGUUUUCGCGGGUUUGUUCUCUGCGAUCGUCGCCACAUUCAAUACUCAGUACUACCCGAAUCUUCAACCGGCCUUCCAAGCGCCAUCUGCGCCAGUAUUUUUCCUCAUCAUGUCAGCCAAUGUGACAACGCUUCCAGGGGGCAUCGAAAACUUCAACGGUACCAUUCAGGUGCCCGCAAGCGGGAUUAACGGCAUGGCAAUUGCCGUGAACACCCUGUGGUUCUCCGCACUCGUCUUCAGCCUCGCCGCUGCAUCCAUUGGCAUCAGUGUCAAACAAUGGCUCGAGCAUUACGUCGUCCCGCAGAGCGUUGUUCCGCGCCAGCGUGCCCAGAUCUGGCACUCCCGACGGCGAGGCCUGCUCGACUGGCACGUCCCCGAGAUCAUCACGUUGAUCCCGCUCCUCCUCCAGGUCGCUCUCGCAUUGUUCCUCGUAGGCAUGCUCAUCCUACUGUGGAGCAUGAGCUACAUCGUGGCUGGAAUCGUCCUGGCUCCGACGGCACUGCUCCUCGCGUUCACGGUGUACACGACCGCUGCGCCGACUGUCGCGAGCGAUUGUCCGUACCGGUCGCCCCAGGCGUGGCGCGUAUAUCAGGCGCUCCGCCGACUGACACAGCUCUUCACACUUGUCUCGAGGUUCGGGUUCUUUGAGGGUUGGAAGCUGUUUUUGUUCGCCGGGCGAGCGACGAAGCCAUGGGCGACCUGGGUCGACAGGGAGAAGGCCAAGCUGCGACGUCUCGGGAAGGGCGAAAGCAGCUUGGACGUGCUCGUUGCCGCAGACAAAUUCAUCGGUGGCGACACCUUCCUCGACCAGGUCGUCAGGCCCUGCCUCAACCAUGCCGAAAUCCACUCCGCGCUACCCAUCUUCUAUCGCAUCCUCCAGGAACGAGCCCACCUCAUCGAUACAACACCCGGGCAGAGACAGAUGCCGAAAUGGCUUGAAGACGAGAUGGACAACGGUUCCGUCGUCGUCAUGGGUCAUUUGGCAUUGGACAUGCUCCGCCGUAUUGAGGCGGAGGGUGGUAAGGAUGAUCAGCAACGCGAAGAGCUCAGGAUCCUCGAAUUACUCGGACGACUCCUGUCUGCUAUGCCCGUGACGGACUUCUCGGUCUACGAGGGUCUUGUCACUUGGUUUGUCGGUUCCGAACUCGCGCAGGAGCCUCGCAAAGAAGCCCUCGCGCUAAUCUGGCGGAACGCCCCAACAUUUCUUGUGGAACAUCCAGCGCUGUGCGUCUCCCUCGGCCACAUGUGCUUGGACAUGGUGGAACAGCUCCAACGGACUGGCGGCGACUCGGUGGCGCUCGCGAGUAGGCAAAGGGACAUCCUUCAAGCCUUGGAUCACGUCCUCUUUGCCACUCCUGCAACUCAGUCCUCUGUGUACGACCGUCUCUGCGCGUUGAUGCAAAUAACGGAUAUGUCUCGAGGGGCUAUAGAUGAAGUGGUCGAUGUGGCAUACCGCUACUCUGGACAAUUCCCGUCCAACGAACAGAACAUUCAAAUGUUGAGCUCUUGUAUGCGACCAAUGCAAGACGAGAACGACCCUGUACCCGCGAUGUCGUUGCUAUCCGCUGUCCUUGUCAUGUCAGCCAAACUACCCAACCCCGAUGCAUCCCUCAUCGAGAACGCACUGAUCUCCGCCACUGGAAACUCGAGUGCGGAGACAGUCACCACGAUAGCUCAGAAGCUGGAGAGCAAGGCCGUCUGGUGGGUCGUAUGCAGACUGGUGGACGGAUGUAUAGCCGUUGCCAAACGCGAUGUUCAAUUGCUGCCGCCGGGGGGCUUCGGUGCGCUGGAAGCACUGGUAUCCCUUUGCGAUGCGAUGGUGUCGCCCGCCAACGGUAUUGCGCUCCUCGGGAUACGUCAGCGACUGCAUGUCCUGCGAGACGUGCUGGAAGGCAGAUCGAAUGCUGAAGAGAUUACGGAUGUGGAAGUUCUCAUGAACCGACCCUCGACGGCACAUAGCAUAGCUGCAAGGCGACAGCGACGGUCACAUUCAACAGAUUCGCUGGCGGCGAUGGAGUAAACGUAGCCCGACAGUCGAUCCUUGUAUUACAUAGA